Molecule: messenger RNA, 2568 nt
Organism: Chrysochloris asiatica (Cape golden mole)
Lineage: Eukaryota; Metazoa; Chordata; Mammalia; Afrosoricida; Chrysochloridae
Gene: PRICKLE2
Product: prickle homolog 2 (Drosophila)
Exons: 7
Coding region: 34-2568 (844 amino acids)
Molecular function (GO): zinc ion binding
Source: RefSeq, a predicted model, not a curated record
UGUCAGCACUGCAAGUGUGCACAGGAGGAGCACAUGGUGACGGUGAUGCCACUGGAGAUGGAGAAGACGGUCAGCAAACUCAUGUUUGACUUCCAGAGAAAUUCCACCUCAGAUGAUGACUCGGGCUGCGCCUUAGAAGAGUAUGCCUGGGUCCCGCCGGGCCUGAAGCCUGAACAGGUUCACCAGUACUACAGCUGCCUCCCUGAAGAGAAGGUUCCUUAUGUCAACAGUCCGGGAGAGAAACUGAGGAUCAAGCAACUACUACACCAACUGCCCCCACAUGAUAAUGAGGUUCGAUAUUGCAACUCUCUGGAUGAAGAAGAGAAGAGGGAGCUGAAAUUGUUCAGUAACCAAAGGAAACGGGAGAACUUGGGCCGAGGCAAUGUGAGGCCCUUCCCAGUCACCAUGACAGGAGCUAUUUGUGAACAGUGCGGAGGCCAGAUUAAUGGUGGGGACAUCGCUGUGUUUGCGUCACGUGCUGGACAUGGUGUUUGCUGGCACCCACCAUGCUUCAUCUGCACUGUCUGCAACGAACUCCUGGUGGACUUGAUCUACUUUUACCAAGAAGGGAAGAUAUACUGUGGCCGACACCACGCCGAGUGCCUGAAGCCGCGCUGUGCUGCCUGCGACGAGAUCAUCUUUGCAGAUGAAUGCACAGAAGCUGAGGGGCGCCAUUGGCACAUGAAACAUUUCUGCUGCUUCGAGUGUGAGACGGUGCUGGGCGGCCAGCGUUACAUCAUGAAGGAAGGACGGCCUUACUGUUGCCACUGCUUCGAGUCCCUGUACGCAGAAUACUGUGACACCUGUGCCCAGCACAUAGGAAUCGACCAAGGUCAGAUGACUUACGAUGGCCAGCACUGGCAUGCCACUGAGACCUGUUUCUGCUGUGCUCACUGCAAAAAAUCCCUCCUGGGGCGGCCGUUCCUCCCAAAGCAGGGCCAGAUCUUUUGUUCUCGAGCCUGCAGCGCUGGCGAAGACCCCAAUGGCUCUGACUCGUCUGAUUCAGCCUUUCAGAACGCCAGGGCCAAGGAGUCCCGGCGCAGCGCCAAAAUCGGCAAGAACAAGGGCAAGACCGAGGAGCCUGUGCUGACCCAGCACAACCAGUUGCAGGUGAGCUCCAACCUGCUGUCGGCUGAUGUGGACCCCCUGUCGAUGCAGAUGGACCUGCUCAGCCUGUCCAGCCAGACGCCCAGCCUCAACCGGGACCCCAUCUGGAGGAGCCGGGAUGAACCCUAUCAUUAUGGGAACAAGAUGGAGCAGAGUCAGUCCCAGAGUCCUUUGCAACUCCUCAGCCAGUGCAACAUCAGAACUUCCUACAGCCCAGGAGGGCAAGGGGCUGGGGCACAGCCUGACAUGUGGGGCAAGCACUUCGGCAACCCCAAAAGGAGCUCAUCGCUGGCUAUGAAGGGGCACGGGGGCAGCUUUAUCAAGGAAUGCCGUGAAGAUUAUUACCCGGCUAGGCUGAGAUCCCAAGAGAGCUACAGUGACAUGUCAAGUCAGAGCUUUAGUGAAACCCGAGGCAGCAUCCAGGUCCCCAAAUACGAGGAGGAAGAGGAGGAGGACGGGGGCAUGUCCACUCAGCAGUGUCGGACCCGUCAUCCCAUCAGUUCCCUGAAAUACACUGAGGACAUGAUGCCCACUGAGCAGACCCCUCGGGGUUCCAUGGAAUCGCUGGCCCUGUCUAAUGCAACAGGUCUCUCCGCUGAUGGUGGUGCCAAGCGCCAGGAGCAUCUGUCCCGAUUUUCUAUGCCUGACCUCAGCAAAGACUCUGGAAUGAACGUCUCGGAGAAGCUGAGCAAUAUGGGCACACUGAACUCAUCCAUGCAGUUUCGUAGUGCGGAGUCAGUCCGCAGCCUGCUCUCUGCCCAGCAGUACCAGGAGAUGGAGGGGAACCUCCACCAGCUCAGCAACCCCAUCGGGUACCGAGACCUGCAGUCCCAUGGGAGGAUGCACCAGAGCUUUGAUUUUGAUGGAGGGAUGGCAGGUAGCAAUCUGGCAGGGCAGGAGGGCGUGAGGAUCCAGCCGAUGAGUGAACGCACCCGAAGACGAGCUACUUCACGUGAUGACAACCGCCGCUUUCGACCUCACCGGUCCCGGCGUUCCCGGCGCUCUCGAUCGGACAACGCCCUCCACCUGGCCAGUGAACGUGAGGCCAUCUCCCGGUUAAAAGAAAGGCCUCCCUUGAGAGCCAGGGAGGACUAUGACCAAUUCAUACGCCAGCGGAGCUUCCAGGAGAGCCUGGGGCAGGGGUCCCGGAGGGACCUGUAUGGUCAGUGCCCGAGGACUGUAUCGGACCUGGCUUUGCAGAAUGCCUUUGGAGAGCGAUGGGGACCCUACUUCGCUGAGUAUGAUUGGUGUUCCACUUGCUCUUCAUCUUCGGAGUCUGACAACGAGGGCUAUUUCCUAGGAGAACCAAUCCCCCAGCCAGCCCGCCUGCGAUAUGUCACCAGUGACGAGCUGCUGCACAAAUACAGCUCUUAUGGUAUCCCCAAGUCCUCCACACUAGGAGGCAGAGGACUGUUGCACAGCAGGAAAAGACAAAAGAGCAAAAACUGUAUCAUUUCUUAA